AUGGCUGCCCUGGUUGGGUAUGCGAGCAGUGACGAAGAUGAAGAAAUUCAAGACGAGCAUCCAAUAACUGCACCUGGGGACAAGCCUACCCCAAGUACGGGAAACAAGAACACCCAAGAAUCAAAUUCCGACACCAAAACACCCCAAGCGGAGGACGCCUCCGCUCCGGUCCUCGGGCCUCAACUUCCACCACCAGAUGCCCUUCAAGAUGCGCCCGUACUGGGCCCUAGCCUCCCCACAAACGGUCAAGAUCUGACCGCAAUGGACGUCGACGUCACACCAGAACCGUCCGUCCCGCCAUCCCAGCCCGCAUCCCCAUACUCGGCCAACCGCGCACUGCUGCGGGACUUGACCCUCCCGCCGGUGCCGAACCUGGAUGUGCCGCCGUCUCCGCCCGGCUCACCACCCCGUAGCCUGCCGGCACUGACGGCCAAGUUUGAGACGUUCCUCGAGCUCAAGCGCAAAAAAGGCACGCACUUCAAUGCGCGCCUGGCGCAGUCGGCCGCCAUGCGCAACCCAGCCCUGAUGGACAAGCUGAUGGGCUUCGUCGGGCUGGAGGAUCCCAUGACUGCCGCGGCGGCUGCCAAGGCUGGUGGGGCGGCGGCCACCGUGGCGACGGGUGGCGGAAAUUCCAUGGCGGAUCAGUACAUUACCAUCCUCCCGCCAGGCCUCUGGGAUCCGACGGCGUUCCCGCAAUGGGCCUUCCGUGACGGGUUGAGGGAGGCCCAGGAGAAGGUGCAGAAGCAGAGGGAGGCGGAGAGGGCAAGUGGCCGGAGGGAAGCUGUCGAGUUCGUGCCUGCUUCUACCCAGUGA
Pyricularia pennisetigena is the source of this 813-nucleotide messenger RNA. RefSeq lists its product as uncharacterized. NCBI's taxonomy places the organism in Eukaryota, Fungi, Ascomycota, Sordariomycetes, Magnaporthales, Pyriculariaceae. The transcript has 3 exons. The record is from RefSeq and is a predicted model, not a curated record. Bases 1 to 813 code for a protein of 270 amino acids. Gene Ontology annotation, biological process: regulation of DNA-templated transcription. Gene Ontology annotation, cellular component: nucleus.